Molecule: messenger RNA, 2044 nt
Organism: Humulus lupulus (European hop)
Lineage: Eukaryota; Viridiplantae; Streptophyta; Magnoliopsida; Rosales; Cannabaceae
Product: calcium uniporter protein 6, mitochondrial-like
Exons: 2
Coding region: 741-1787 (348 amino acids)
Biological process (GO): mitochondrial calcium ion homeostasis; calcium import into the mitochondrion
Cellular component (GO): uniplex complex; mitochondrial inner membrane
Molecular function (GO): calcium channel activity; uniporter activity
Source: RefSeq, a predicted model, not a curated record
UUGUGUGGCUGAAAGGCUACAUAUUACCUACCAUUCUAAACUAACCGUUAUAACAAAAUAUAGGGUAAAAUUCCACCAAUUACUCGUGUCAUUAUUACUUAUUAUGAUCUAACACCACACCACCCUAAAAAAAGUGUCUAAGUAUAGUGGAAGAAAGAAAGAAAAGAGAGAAAUCAGAUUAACCAAUCCAACGGAUGCUUGGCGAUCCGCCUUUGCUUCGUUAUGUUGCACUUGGCCUUUUGAUUUUGCUUUUUUGCUGCCCAUGCCUGACUAUCUCACCAUCCCACUUCUCUUCAACAACAUUUUUAGAUUAUUUUAAUAUAAUACAUAUAUUCUCUAUGUCUAUUUCUCGAGAAUAUAAAUGAAAAAUAAAUAUAGAAUAUUAUAUCUAACCUACUUUGUAUUCAUGUUGAUUUUUCUUGUGCAUCAGGUUUCUACAUCUCAUAUAUUUUAUUGUUUUUUUUUUCUCUUUGUUUAUUUGAAUCAAUGAACCCAAGUCUCAAUUUCCAAAGAAGUUGAAAUAGUAGAAGCACCAGUUUGUUAUAUUAUAGAUAGCCAAUCUGGUAUGGAGAUUAGAGAGAGGGAGAGCUAUGUGGUCCCAUCAUUAUUGCUAUACCUGUAAAUGGCAGUUAUCUUUGUUUGACAUUUGAUUAGGAGGGUAAACUGAUUGGUAUUAUUUGGGGUUUUUUAUUUUAUAUUUCUUUCUAAAAGCUGUACAGAAUCAGAUAGAACAUAGAGAAAUGUGGAGGAGAAAAUGGUGGUCUUAUGGAGGUCUGCUACUGAAGCAGACCCAGAAAGCAUUUGUGGUUGGCCAUGGCUUACAAGGAACAAAAAUCCCCAUUAUUCCUUCUUCUUCUUCUUCUUCUUCGUCCUCACCUACUCCAUCUUCUUUGUUCGGAGUUAGGGAUUUCGUUACCCAAGAUUAUAGAAUCUCAAGAAACCUCUUUUUUCUUCCUUUAUUAUCCAUUGGGUCGGUUAGGGCAUUUUCAUCGCCUAUCGAUGCUUCAAAAUCCAAUGGCGCCGGUAAAAGAAGAGACGACGACGAAGAAGAAAAUGGUGAAUCGGAGGCCAUAUCGUUUUCGGAGGCGAAGAGGCUAAUGAGGCUGGUGAACGUGGAGGCCCUGAAGGCGAGGCUUGGGGCAGAAGGGAAAGAGGUGAUCUCGUAUUGUGAGCUUCUCGAGGCCUGUGAAAGCAUUGGGGUCGCUAGAACUUCCGAUGAGGCCGCUGCUUUUGCCCGAAUCCUUGAUGAGGCCGGCGUUAUCCUUCUCUUCCGGGAUAAGGUCUACCUUCAUCCUGAUAAGGUGGUGGAUCUGGUAAGAAGAGCAGUUCCCAUUGCUUUAACUCCAGAUGAUGACCCCUUGAGAGAUGAGCUAAAGAUGCUGCAUGAGAAGAAGGAAGAAAUUGAUGUCCUGGCACAUAGACAUGUCCGACGCGUACUCUGGACCGGACUGAUCCUAGCUAUGUUGCAGGUCGUGAUCUUUUUCCGGUUAACGUUCUGGGAAUUCUCCUGGGAUGUAAUGGAGCCAAUUGCGUUUUUCUCCACAACUACUGGAUUAGUCAUAGGCUAUGCCUACUUCAUGAUCACUUCAAGAGAUCCUACGUACCAAGACCUAAUGAAGAGGCUCUUCCUCUCCAAACAGAGAAAGCUAAUUAAGAAGCACAAUUUUGAUUCUGAAAGAUUCAAAGAGCUAGAGAGAAAAUGUAGAACGCGACUAGAUGCCACUGCCUCAAUUAAAAAACGGGUUGGCCUGGAACUGGAUCUGGAUGAUGCCUUGCAUAAAGAUUAACAUGUCGAGUUUGGGUGGGGAGCUAUGAUACUUGACAAAUUUUUGGAGGAACAUAUGUCUGUAACAAUGCAAUCCCUCCUGUUUUUAAGUAGGUAGGGGGCAUAGUUUUUACUUGGAUUUUACAAUUUUUGGUACUUACUAAUGCCAACUUCACAAAAUCUAACUAGGAUAAGUUCAAUUUGAUGCAUUUUAAAGAAGAGAUACAUAUAGCUCCGUAAUGUGAUGCAUACAUAUAUAUAUUUAUAUUUUUUUGAUCA